This is a messenger RNA of Sclerotinia sclerotiorum 1980 UF-70, 2775 nucleotides long. RefSeq lists its product as hypothetical. The transcript is spliced from 4 exons. The record is from RefSeq and is a predicted model, not a curated record. Gene Ontology annotation, molecular function: protein binding. The coding region runs from base 1 to 2775 and encodes 924 amino acids. NCBI's taxonomy places the organism in Eukaryota, Fungi, Ascomycota, Leotiomycetes, Helotiales, Sclerotiniaceae.
AUGUCAUCGGGUCGUCCAAAGUUCGAAAAUGGCAUGCCAGGUCCAGUUGCAGGUUCAGGUCCUAGGCCACAAAAUCUGAGCGCAUCUCGACGUGGUCCCAUGGGUCGACAUGCUCAGUCGAACUCCGCGCUAUCUUCUAAGCUCCCUUUAUCACAGGGACAAGUCAUCGCAUUAGCACGGGAAUAUAUGAAUAAAGCCUUGGAGGAAAACAUAGUGAAAGCUACAGAGUCAAGCGCCGUCAGCAACGAGCUGAAGCCAGGAGUUACGAUCGAUUUGAGCCAUAAACGCAUACAAAGAUUUCCGGAGGAGGUUGUUGACAUCAUAAAAGUCGAGCUUGAACGACUUGCGUUAUCCCACAACGAGAUUCAGACCUUUCCCGCCAAAUUCGCAGAAUGUACCUCACUACGAUAUCUCAACGUUCGAAACAAUAUUAUUCGAGAGUUCCCGCUAGCAUUGACCUCUCUCGAAAUCCUCGACCUCGGACGAAAUAAACUUCGCACCUUACCACCAGACAUUGUGAACUUGACAUCAUUGAAAGUUCUAUCCGUCCAAAAUAACAGAAUUGAUGAGCUUCCUUUAUGUGUGGCAGAUAUGACGUCCCUUCAAAUUCUUAAAUUGGAUGGAAAUCCCUUAAGAUUUCCACCUAAAGAGGUUCUCCAACCGCAAGCCAUGAACUCCCCUAGUGGCGGUGGUCCGCAAGAAGGUGAGAUAGAUGAUAUUACUGUUACAACACAGAUCAAAAGAUUUUUGAAGCAGAAGGCCAUGGGUCGACCCGAAACCGAAUCUGGUGGAGAAGAAUCAAGCGAAGGUACCGAGACUCCGCGACCUAUGAAGCGUGUUGUAAGCGGUCGAUUCCCUAUAAAAGUCGACGGCGUUCCCCCUUCACCAGCUCAGCCUCGACCACCUCCUAUACCCUCUAGAUCGCAUCAAAGAGGCUACUCGCAACAGAACGCAGCACUCCGGCGACCUGGAGUCAUGCCUCUCACAAUUGGAAGCACAAAUGAAAGGGUUCGCAGUAACAGCGAAGGCCUCCUUCAGGCCAAUCGCGAUCGCCCAGACCGUUCUUCAUCAGAUCGCUCACGACGAAUGGGUAUUGUUUCAAGAAAAGCGGCCGAACUAGGAACCGUUGACGAGACAAACAAAUCUAAUCGUUACAGUCUUCAUAACAGAGGUCUCAGUCAUGGAUCUGCAAUGCAAGGUAACGGUACUGGAUCCAACGGCAACACGGUUAGUCCGGCCAGCCCAGCAGAUUCCGGUGGCCAGCGAGCCGCCUAUGUCCGUCGCUUGUCAAGUUUACCCGAACGCAAGCGAGAAUCUACUUCCCCAGAUCCUAUUAUUGAAGGAGCUAAGGGUGUAUUGUAUGCUUUGUUUCAAGUGCAUCCCCUUAUUGAAACACUGAUUGGCCUGGUUCGGAAUCCUGGCGAGAAGAAAUCGACACUGGAGAGAGUAUUUUACAACGCCAAAACACACGUAGAAGAGCUAGAUCAAGAUGUUCAACGCUAUGAUUCAUACUCGGAAGAAGACGAAGAGGCUUCUCCUAGGUCAAACGAAAACGUCAAACGUGCAUGUUUAACUUGCGUUGGUGCAUACAUUCACGUAUGUGCUCAACUAUCACAAAACGUGGAAAUCCUUCUCAUUAACGGCGAUCCUCGAUAUAUUCGUACGCUACUACUUCAAUUAUACGGAAGCGUAGCGGAAGUACGAAAUGCUGGUGCGAGCUUGUUUCCUCCUGGACAAAGCCGAGUUGGUAGACAGCCGGAAAGUAAUUAUGGGGCGGGGUAUCAAAUUAGAGAUAAAUCAGUCACUCCAACCCGAGACAGACCUGGCGCAAAUUUUAGAACGAGAAGCGCGACGGUCAUCCAGCACUCGAAUAAUUUACGAGUUGCAAUAGAUGCCCCACCACCAUUUGUCAACGGAAACGGACGUUCUGCUACAAUGACGAGCGCCACACCACGCUCUGGAGAGUCAUUUGUCUCAACAGGUACCAGUGGACGUAUGAUAGGAGCCUUUACCGAGGAGGAUAAAAUUUUCGAAAAAAUAUUUCUACGUCUACAACAAACAUCAGAAAUGGCUCUCAGAACCCUUCCCAAUGUCAAUGCCCAUUUCCUCGGGUCCAUGCAAAAAAGUGCCAAUUCAAGUAAUGCAGAUCUUGCCAAACAGUAUUGGCAACUAUUAAUUCAUAAAUGCACGAACGCAUUGAACAUAGCCGAUUCAUUGAAAUCUCGCCUAUCAACAAUCAAACUCAAAGAUCCUGAUAUCAGAGAGCAAAAGGGAUUCUGGGAGAUGUGUUGGGCGAUGGUAGAUUCAUAUCUCGAUUUAGUCGUCAAGGUCAAGGAAGUUAAAGGCGUGAUUAGUUUUGUUCCAACCGAAGUUAUCGUUCUUCUCAGACCUCUUCAAAGAGCUAUCAAGGAAACGGGACAAAUGAUCACGGCAUCACCUUGGGGUUUCCUAGCAAAUCGACAAGUAAAUGGUGGUUCAAAUGGUUCUUAUACAACACAAUCACCUGCCUCGCAAGUUCCUUUACCUAUGACCCCACAAAGUGCAGCUUUAGGACCGGCGGUUCAAGCCACUGUUCCCUCGACUCCACAAAGCUCAGCGUUUGGUGCAAUGUUUCAUGGCAAUGUCUAUGAACGUGCGGAUACUUAUUUAUCGAAUGGAUCAAGAGCUGGCACCAUGACUUCUCAGUUGGGUGUUAAUGAUGGACCUACAAUCAUGCUAAGUCCAUCUCACUAUAUGAACAAUCGAUUCAAUAGUAAUGGAAGAGUGGGCUUUUGA